Molecule: messenger RNA, 4599 nt
Organism: Amphiprion ocellaris (clown anemonefish)
Lineage: Eukaryota; Metazoa; Chordata; Actinopteri; Pomacentridae
Gene: nuak2
Product: NUAK family, SNF1-like kinase, 2
Exons: 6
Coding region: 275-2140 (621 amino acids)
Biological process (GO): protein phosphorylation; intracellular signal transduction; microtubule cytoskeleton organization
Cellular component (GO): cytoplasm
Molecular function (GO): ATP binding; tau-protein kinase activity; protein serine/threonine kinase activity
Source: RefSeq, a predicted model, not a curated record
UGCGCUGCUCUCCCGCAUGCUGAAUACCUGCUGCUGGCUGGACUCUGAGCUGGACCGAGACGGUUGACACUCUCCCGGUUUCGGUCUUCAUGUUUCAGUUUCUGUCUUUACACUUCUACUGGUAUUUUCCGGCCUGACAGCCGGAGUUGGAGCGCUUCACAUUUGAUCUGGCUUUUACCUGAGAGCAACGCGGCAGCUGCGCACGAAAGGAAUGCAUUUUAACUCCGACACCUGCGUCCGAAAGUAAGCGACAAAAACAGACAAACAAAGCAGCAUGGACGCCGCUCUUUCGUGGAGCUGCAGGCCGACUGUCUGGGCCGCUUCACCGUAUGAAAACGCUCCUGUCGGGAAGGCUCCGUCCCAGGUGCCCGUGAAGAAGCAAGCCGUGAAGAGACACCACCAUAAACACAACCUGAAGCACAGGUACGAGUUCCUGGAGACCCUGGGGAAGGGGACCUACGGCAAGGUGAAGAAAGCCAAGGAAAGAUCCGGCAGACUGGUUGCUGUAAAGUCAAUCAGAAAGGAGAAGAUUAAGGAUGAGCAAGACCUUGUUCAUAUUCGGCGAGAAAUUGAGAUCAUGUCCUCGCUGUGUCAUCCCCACAUCAUCACCAUAUAUGAAGUAUUUGAAAACAAGGACAAAAUUGUGAUUGUGAUGGAGUAUGCCAGCCGGGGGGAUCUGUACGACUACAUCUGUGACAAGAGGAACAUCUCUGAGCGGGAGGCCAGGCACUUCUUCAGGCAAAUCGUGUCAGCUGUCCACUACUGCCAUCAGAAUGGAAUUGUACACCGGGACCUGAAACUGGAGAAUAUUUUACUCGAUGGCAACGGCAAUGUUAAGAUUGCAGACUUUGGACUGUCCAACCUGUACCAAAGUGAUGAGUAUCUUCAGACUUUCUGCGGCAGCCCCUUGUAUGCUUCCCCAGAGAUUGUCAAUGGUCGGCCAUACCGUGGACCAGAGGUGGACACUUGGUCGCUAGGGGUGCUGUUAUACACACUGGUUCAUGGCACCAUGCCAUUUGAUGGAAACAGCCACAAGAUACUGGUCCAGCAGAUUAGCACUGGAAACUACCGGAAACCCAACAACCCCUCUGAUGCAUGUGGACUCAUCCGAUGGAUGCUGAUGGUAAAUCCUGAGCGCAGAGCUACAAUAGAGGAGAUUGCCGGACACUGGUGGCUCAACUGGGGUUACCAGCACCCAAUACUGUGUGAGAGGAAGAGCAGCACAGCAGAGCAGACCCCUUCCCCAGUAUCUCCAUCAACAUCACAUCCUGCUGGGUUGGCCAGUGUUGCUAGUUGGCUGCGGCGCACAUCGAGGCCUUUGCUGGAGAACGGCUCCAAGAUGCGGUGCCUGCUCCGUUCACAGGGCGGUGGAGGGGAUGUAGUCCGGCAGCGCUCUCUGCGAAGGUCACGUAAGGAGAAUAAUGUCUCCCAGACAGUUCAUGAAGGAAGCACAGACACUCGACCCUCCAAGGGUAUCCUAAAGAGACGUAACAGCGUAAAACAGAAGGCGAUCACUGAAACCCCAGCUGCAGGUUCAGUAGAUCCGCAGAAUAUUUUGGGCUUGUCUGCACCAGCGAAUGCACCUUCAGAUGCAUUGUUGCCUCGCAAAGGUAUCCUUAAGAAGCCUGCAGAGCACGAGUCGGGGUACUACUCUUCUUCUCCUGAGAACAGUGACUCUGGCUGGGUGCCACCAACUAAAGAGUGCCCUUCAGCACCAACCUACAGGAAGGGCAUCCUCAAACGUAAUGGAAAGUUCUCCUCGGGUGGGUUACAGGAGUUUGGCUCUCUGGACCAGCUGGCAGCUUCUUUACCUCGCAGCAGCACCGGGUCCAGACCGAGCGGGGCCAUCAGUGAAGACAGCAUUCUGUCUUCAGAAUCCUUUGAUCAGCUGGAUCUGCCAGACCACGUGAGACCUCCAACACAAGUAGAUAAACCAGCCAAAGCUAGCAUGAGAGGCUGCGUCUCUGCUGACAACCUGCUGGACAUCCAAGAAGACAGGAUCCUGGCUGAUGGGCUGCUCAGGUCCUGGAACUGCUAUGAGUCUGGAGUGGCUGACAGUGCUUUCUCUAUCACAGACUGUGAUAACGUCACAGAGGCUUACAAACAAGCCAUGGUUAUAAGAGGCUCUGCAGCAAGCUGAAGAUGAGUAAUUUGGAGAGGACUCAGAAUAAAGAAUUGUUUUUCAUUCAGAAUUUGUAAAUGACUUUAAACUACUGAAGAAACGAGAGCCAAAGUGCAUUAUGUGAAAAUACCAGCACACUGUAGAGGUGAUCAUUUUGACUAUCUUCAGGAAUUACACAGUACCAAAAAGGGAGGAGACUUGCUGUUAACCAUCAGAUUGUAUUUUAGAUGAUGAUUGAUCCCAAAAUGAGGUAAUUAGAUUGGUUGUCAUUGUAAUUGGAGUAAAAGAGGCUAAAAAUCAUCAGAUGGCACCAAAAUGAAGAGUAGCUGAGUGGUAAUCAUUUCAAAGAAUCUCAGAAGAGAGAUGCUGGUGGUCAAUCUGUAGCUCUAAUAUUCGGUGUGAGAGCUUACUGUCAAAUGUGUAGUUUCUGAGAGAAUUGACAUCGAAACCAAAACACCAGUUCGAGUUUGGAUGUUACUUCAGUGACAGUCAGAUAGGAAACUUUUUUUUUCAGUCACAGUAGGACUGAUGUUUGAAUAUAGCUCAUUUUGUCAGGUUUAGAACCGAAGGAUACACAAUCCAUAAAGUCAGUCUGAGAAAGGUUUGUCUUUGUCAUUUUGAUUCUAGUUUUGUUAUCUGUCAACAAUAUGUACAUCUAGAAUAAUAACAGCAGUACACACAGGCUCAAUAUUAGGAUGGCUUUUCUCUUGUACCAUAUACUAGUUUUUACUGUUCUAGGAUGAGGGGAGCAUUUCAUGGAUACCAAAGAGCAAACCUUUUUGCUUAUCUUUAAAAGAACCUGCAAAAAGUGCCUGAUGAUGUUUGUAACAGGACCUUCAGCUCUCAAAGAGUGUUUUUUAUUGUUGUUUUCCUGAUAUGACUUGUUCUAUGUUUGGAUAAUGACUUGAAUAAUAAUAAUGACUCAGAACAAGUGUAACCAGCAGAACCUGCUUUUGCUCUAAAGCCUACACUGAUACAAGUGCACAGGUGGCCAGUGACUGCUUGACAGAAAAGGUUGGGCUCAUUAAAGGACCAGUGUGUAAGAUUUCAGGUUAUGCUUUAGCUGUGCAAGCACAGCUCUAGAUACUACAGAUGUGUAGUCGUCGAUCCAAACAUUUGAGGUUUCGCAGCAUCAAUGUGUUCCAGUGCAGUUGGAGACUCUUGUAGCGAAGUAGUUUUGCGCAGUCACAAUACUGAGGACACGCUUACGUUCACACAGAAGCACGCAUGCACCUUCUGAUGACAAAAUCAACAUCACUUGUGCUGUAGUGGACCAUCGUGUACUCAUGGUUGCAAAGAGCAUAACACAGUAGUCAUAACAUUUUAAUUAGCAUAUAACCACCUGUAACUAUGAAUUACUGUGUUUUCACUGACAUACAAUGAACCCUUCAUAUGUACAGAGAACGAGUUUGCCAUGUAGCGCUGCCAUCUUUCUACAGUAAAACUGACAAGCCAAGCACUGGCUCUGCAGAGGGCCUUUUUGCCAUUUUACAUUGAAGUGACAGCUGCUAUAGCUUCUCCAACAUGGAAAAGGAGGGUACUCAGUCGUUAAUAGAUGCCACUAAAUCAUACACACUGGUCCUUUAAGUCGUUUCAGAAUUUUUUUGGAAGCCAACAACAGCAUGUGCCCCGGCUAGCUACUGUAUGCUUUUGUAUAUUUACACUUCGUUUUUAAGAUCAAUCCUGGAGCACUGGGGGGUGAUGCAGUAUGUCACAAAGCCAGAUAAGGUCAGCCAACUCAACUGUAAAAAGCUACUAUUCUGUAUCUUCUUUAGACUCAAGCAAAACUUAUAUACUUGGGUUAGAGGUAAAAUCAUGACGCAUGUAUGCAGAUGAUGAUCAUUAAUUGAGUUUGGCAGGAUAUUUUAUACUACUGUCUAUAGCUAUCUGACUGGCUUGGUUAUCCCGCUUCAUGCGAUACACCCUGGUGACAUAUUGCAUAAAGCAGAGAAAGGUACACCAGGAUUUUCUUGCAGCACACUGGAGUUAUCUAACUUGAGGGGCAUGCUGGCUUUAGAUUAGAGCAUCAAGCCUGGAGUGGCACUUACAGGCCACUGAAACCUAAUAAUCAUACAGUUUAUCUAUCAGCUACCAUUCAAAUCAUUCAGGAUUUUAAAGGUAAAUUCUCGACAUGUUUGGAAUCUUAUGGAUUGUAUUAAGAACUGAGCUACUCUCACUGUUACUGAUUGUUAAUCGUUUAUUAUUGAAGCGUGACAGGGAAAACAUGAAGUCAGCUUUUGGGAAGAUCUGUUGAAUUUUUGUAUAAUUUAAUGAGUAUUUGGGCAUUUCAUCAUUGUUUUUUGCCUCUCUCUUUUCCUUAUCCCAGAAGUUGCAGUGUUCAGGUUCAGUUCAUGUUUUUUCUAUGACUGCAACAAUAAUCAUUUGCCAAAGUAACUGGCUUGUCAUGCAUUUGACUGAUCUGCCAUGUUGUUGUGACUGGGAUGAGGAAAUCAAUAAAAAAACACAUCAAAGAACAA